Nezara viridula (southern green stink bug) is the source of this 579-nucleotide messenger RNA. Lineage: Eukaryota; Metazoa; Arthropoda; Insecta; Hemiptera; Pentatomidae. The record is from the annotation of a GenBank genome assembly.
AUGCAGUAUGAGAUCGGCGGAGCUCCAAGGCGGCCGCGACCGAGGUGCGUGCUCAGCCCCAGCGGGCCAGAACUGAGUGAAACUGAGGAGGACAGCAGCAGGGAGGCUGGUCGCCCCGCUGUUGACAAUGGAAACACAGACCAGCCCAUCAACAAAAUAAAACAGGAGCGAGAGGAAAGUAAGGCGGCAGUGGCAGGUCCGCCAACGUUUUCGCUUCCGGUGCCAUUCCCGUUCCCGCACCCGUUCCUGCCACCCGCGCCAGCCUAUCCGCCCCAACCCACCCACAGCUCCGCCUCAUCUCACAGCUCAGAAUCUUCCUCUGGAUCUCAGCAAACUUGGAGCUUCGAAGAGCAGUUCAAACAGGUGCGCGUCGUCAUAUUUCGAAGGCUCUUAACAACCUGGUGCUACUUUUCUACUUGUCUAAACGGAUUAGCGAUUAAUUUUCACCUUCGUGAAACUCUUCAAGACCAUGUCCCUCCAUCUCCUCCUCAUCCUCAACCACCUCCCGGUUAUACUUACCACGCUGACGUCAGUUGCCUAUACGCCAAACAUGUUGUGCUACAACUGAUAUUUGUUUGA